AUGUCCAAAUCACACGGUGAUGGCGCGCCAGCAUACAAGGAUCCGGCAUCUUUGAGGAACAGUUCAUAUAAGGGUGGAAAUAAAUCCGAUAUGUUUAGCCUCGGUGUAAUAUUGUGGGAAAUAUCUAGUGGAAAAGUCCCAUGCGGAGAACGUAUUAAAGUUACUGAUAUUAUUGUCUACAGACUUAAUGGCUUUCGUGAUUCUCCAUUUCCCGGAACACCUGAAGAAGAUUAA
Paraglomus occultum is the source of this 234-nucleotide messenger RNA. The record is from the annotation of a GenBank genome assembly. Lineage: Eukaryota; Fungi; Glomeromycota; Glomeromycetes; Paraglomerales; Paraglomeraceae.